Molecule: messenger RNA, 1734 nt
Organism: Plasmodium malariae
Lineage: Eukaryota; Apicomplexa; Aconoidasida; Haemosporida; Plasmodiidae
Product: RNA-binding protein, putative
Exons: 7
Coding region: 1-1734 (577 amino acids)
Biological process (GO): mRNA export from nucleus
Cellular component (GO): nucleus
Molecular function (GO): mRNA binding
Source: RefSeq, a predicted model, not a curated record
AUGGAAACACCAAAAGAAGUUUUAGAAAAAGCAGAAAUCGAAGCGUCAAGUAAAGAACAACCAAGUGGAGGGAAGAACGAGAAAAAACCAGUCAACUUAAAAAAAAAUAAAAAAAGAGUAUCUGUUAAAAAGUCCAAAAAAAAAGCAUCUAAUUCUUUGAAGAACAGCCAAAAGAAUAUUACAAAAAUGAAUCAAAACAUGUCUACUACUAAUUCAAAUAUGUUGGCUGUGUGCCCACCGCCUCCUCCUCCUCCUCCUCCACCUCCACCUGUAACAAAACAAAACACAGAAACAUGGAAGUACAGGAAAAAUGCAAAUAUGAAUCACAAUAAUAGCCAUAACAUGAACUGUAAUCCGAUUUGUAGCGCUAACAAUAAUGCUAACUAUAACUCCAGUUAUAAUGCUAACUAUAAUACCAGCCGUAACACUAACUGUAAUCCUAAUGUGAAUUCUAACCCCAACCUGAACGUUAGUCAUAACCCUAAUAUGAACCUGCAUCCGAACCACCAUAUAUUAAGUCAACCGAGUUAUAAUCACAGCCCAAGCUUAAGUUAUCCACAGACCCCUCCACUUGUUCGUACACACCCGAAACACGCUAUGAAUAAUACAAAUAUACCAAGUUAUGAACCAAGUAUACAUAUAAAACCUCCUGAUGCUAAUAUAAGUAGUGUGCUAUAUAGUAGCAACAUGCUAAACAGUAGUAACAUACCAAACAGUAGUAACAUACCAAACAGUAGUAACAUACCAAACAGUAGUAACAUACCAAACAGUAGUAACAUGCCAAACAGUAAUAGCAUAUCAAACAGUAGUGGUAUGCUCAUGAAUGCAAAUCUUCAAUCAAAUAUAUACUAUAGUAACAAUACUAAAAAAAAUUAUAAUAUGAAUAAUUUAACAGAACCAGACAGUUAUAUGUCUACUCCAAUAUUGAGGCCUGCUCCACAGCAUGAUAGUAGUAACACUGUUAAUAUAAAUAUGGAAAAAAAAAAUAGCUUUAUAUCAAAUAGUUUUAUGCAUCAACAUAUUAAUGACUAUUCAUACAUAGAUAUACAACAGCAAAAUAAUAGUAGUAACAGUAAAAAAAUGUCUUUCCCGACAAUUGUAAAACCGAACUAUUCAAACAUGCAUACUCCAGAAGCUUCCAGUUAUUAUAUUUUGAAACCUCCAUGUGAUUUGGGUACGAAAAGUUUCCCAACCCUAACGAAACCUUCGCAAAAUCAGCUGCGCCCAAAUGAAUACAACGAUGAAAAAAUAAUAUGUUCAAAUUACCAGAAUAGCAUUGAAGAGAAUAAUAAUAUACCCAAAUAUUUUCAGCCGAGAAAUUUUGUUAACGAACCUAGUUUAAAUGUAUGGGGAAAUAACAUGAAUACCCCUGUACCCAACAACAUGUACGACAAUGUAGUUAAUGUGAAAUAUCAGAUAUACGAUCAAAAUAUUGACAAAUCCAAGUACAAGUACAAAGAGAAAGUUCUUAGGAUGAACAAUCCGUCCUAUGAUAAGAAGCCCCAUAAUAUAAUCGUUACAAAUAUACCAAAAAACUUAAGUUCGAGGGAAAUUUUGGAAACGUUCAGAUGUAUGGGAAAUGUGUUGCGAGCAGAUAUUAUGCUGACAAGCAAGGGUGAACAUUCAGGUUGCGCGUGCAUAACAUUUCCCGACUUGGAAUCAGCCGCCCUAGCAGCCAGUCGAUAUGAUGGUGGCACGUUAAAUAAUCAGAAAAUAAAGGUGUUUGUAGAAUAA